Messenger RNA from Porites lobata, 1825 nucleotides. The record is from the annotation of a GenBank genome assembly. Lineage: Eukaryota; Metazoa; Cnidaria; Anthozoa; Scleractinia; Poritidae.
AUGAAGAAACUUAAACGCAAAUUACAUGACUACUUAUCAGGGGAGAAGAAGAAGCCCAAGGGGAUGGUAAAAUUCUGCCCGUUAUCACCAUGCAAAGGCAAAAAAACGCCCAUUUUCCAGCUCAAUGAACAUUUACAAACGCCUCUACAUGGUCUUAAGCCUGAUACACCCAGCUACAGAGAAGCCUUGAAGGAAGCUCCACGAGUCGCUCUAGACUUCAUAGACGAUCACUUAAAGAAGCAAAAAAAAGGAGGAAAGUUGAGGAAGGGCAAGAGGAGAGCAGAGAGGAGUAGUGACGAUGAAAGGCAUGAAAGUAAUUAUGACAGCGGAGAGUAUAGGAGAUCGGGUGAAGAGGAUUGCCGAAAACGUGUGAAAGCAAGUAGAGCUAAAGUAAAUAAUGAUGGAAGCGAAGAUGAUAAAGAACUACGAGAUGAGAGCCAAAAGCCAUUAGAAGUAACUACUGGGCCAAGUGACGAUAACUGCAAUGACGUUUACCUAGAGGAUUGUCAAAGCGAAAAUGAUGGUGAGACCAGUGAACGAGUUGAUAAAGGUGCCGGUACAAUUAGUAAGGACAGUGAUCAAGAAUAUGACGAUCUUGCACGUCGAGCGUGGGAAAAUGCAAGUGAACAACGGAACGACAUUGUCAUCUUAUCAGACAGUGAAUCUGGUAGCGACUACAUUCCGGGAAGUGAUUCUGAGUCGAGUGAAUCUUACCAAUCUCAAGAUUCUAUUCAUUCUCUUGAUUAUGAAAAUUUGAUGAUAGAAAUGGUCGAGGUUAUCGGAAAGGAGGAAAUUGUAGCUGGAAAGUCAUUUCUAGAUAAUAAACUUGAGUCACCUCGGUGGAAGAAAAAAGUUCAAGAGUUUAUAAUUGCUCAAGAAACUAAAGGUUAUCGUUUUAAGAAUGAAGAAGAUUCUUCAGAAGACUUGAGACGAAGGUUUCAGCACUGUGAAGAGAGCGAAGGUGAUGAAGUCGAAAGCAUAUUAAUGAGUGACGAAAGCGACAACGAUGAUGCCUUGGAUGAAGAGUGGGAAGCAAGUGAUGGUGAACCAGAUCUUGAAAAGGGAAACGAAAGUCAGCAAGGUUGCUUUGACACUAUCACUGACAACUUAAUUACUGAAUUUUACGACUACAUGAUUGACGUAGAUGGAGGUUAUCGUAAUGUUAAAAUAGCACAGCAAUACAAGUCUCAAGUGAAAAGUGUUAUUCGCACCUGCACAGCGAAUUCGACACAGGACGAUAAACAAAAACAAUCCGGCCCUGCGAUUUACUCGCUUUUGACCCCUGGAAAAGUUGGAGCAAACAUUUUGAAGUCAUGGCUUUCCUAUGCGGUCAACAAGUACCGACCAGGAACUGUUAGGUCCUACUUGAUGAGUCUGCGCCAGUUUUACAAAUUCUUAAUCCAAGAGGAAAAGUCCAUACCGGAAGUAUCCCUGGACUUGUUUAACGCUCGCACAGAUCUCAUGACGUCAUGGUCAUCUGCACAAAAAGAACAUCUUAAAGAGGAAACUAGAGAAGUACGAUGAGGAUUAUCGGAAAAUUCUCUCAAGUGAAAGCCUUGACAAGAUUUGCCAUGGAAAUCAGCGCGUGAACGCUGUUAAGCAAUUGGCGGCAACCUCUGAAAACACACAUCGUGGUGAAAUUAUCAUGAGGACUAUCAAUGACAAAUCGCACUGUGAAGUGAGGGACUGGUUAAUGACACGAAUGCUGAUUGAUAAUAGUGGCAGAAGUGGGGUGGCAGCCAAAAUGACUGUUGCCGAAUUUAAUGAGGCUGUUCACUACCAGGGUACAGAAGAGGACCCAGCACGGUUCAGGGUAAAUGUAUAA